Leptopilina boulardi is the source of this 1371-nucleotide messenger RNA. RefSeq lists its product as uncharacterized. The coding region runs from base 28 to 1371 and encodes 447 amino acids. The record is from RefSeq and is a predicted model, not a curated record. The transcript has 10 exons. NCBI's taxonomy places the organism in Eukaryota, Metazoa, Arthropoda, Insecta, Hymenoptera, Figitidae.
CUGUCAUUCGAAGGUUUACGUCCCAGGAUGAAAAAGGCUGAAAUGUCAAAAAUGGUUAGCAUUCGUACUCUUCUACAGUUUUUUGAUAAAUUAAAACAUGAAGAAGGGUGUACGAUUAUUAAUAAUGGAACUGCUAUUUUUGAACUUCAAGAACCAGAUGAACCAUUUGAAAUCAUCUAUUUCGAUGAAACAUCUCAGAUAAAAUUUGAAGACUUCAACGUUACUUUCCUGAAUGUGUCUAUAAAGGUAGAAACAGAGUGCUUUAUUGCGUACUCCAUUAUUUCUUCAAAAAUGGAUGAGACAGUUUUAAAUGAGGUUUUUCAAUAUCUCAAAAGCAAGGAAUGUUUUCAAAAAUUAAAACUAAUUGUUGGUCCACUGACAAAUGACGUAGUGGACUGUGCGAAGGAGGUGUUUCAAGUUGAGUACACAACUUCGUGGUUCCACAUUCGAGAGAUUAUUAAAGAUUUAUGGAUUAGAAAAAAUUUAUUUAAAGAUGAAAAUGACUCUUUAAGCUCGGCCUUAGCUUUGCCAUUAUUGCCAGCAACUAAAAUUGCUGAAGGAUGUACAUGUUUAAUCAAAAUUGCAAUCAGAAGCAAUUCUGAAGAAGAAAAGUCAUUUGCGCAAGAUGUUUUUAGCCUUUUAACAGCGACCUUAGAAAAUUUUGUAAGUUUUGUAAAUACAAAAACUGAAAGAUAUGACUCAGCACUAUCGACUAGUAGAAAAAUGUGGGAGCAAAUUUUGAAGUCAAAGAAUCCUGGAGAACUAUUUGCUAAAAUUAAACAAUUAAUCAACGUGAAAAGAAUGAAGAAGCCAAUAUCUUCUGAAAUUUCUGUGAAGGCCAAAGACACAUGGCAUAAAUUAUUAUAUAGUACCAACAAAUUGGAAGUAUUUGAAAGUAUAAUUAUUUUGAGAAAUGAAUCCAAAAAAUUCUCUAACAUUACAAGACAACGAAAAGCACUUCAAUACAGAUCUCAAAAUAUUGAUCAAGGGAUUUCCUUAAAAAUAUCACCAUGCAUUGAUGAAACAGGAAAUUGCAUUAAGGAAACUCCCAAAAAGAGAAACAAUAAAAGAAGAGAUGAAACAAUUAUCCUAAGGGAUGGGAGUGAAAGUGAUUUGAGUAUUAACUUACUCUUAUCAAGUUCUAAUUCCGAAAUUUCACAUGCAGAUGAUUUUAUAGAUUUAAAAAGCAUAUCUCCUCACGAUUCACAAACAGAUAAGUCAGGAAAUGAUGAUGAUGGUGAUGAUGAUGACAAUAAAAUUGAAACGGAAAGUAUGAUUAUUGUACCACAAGAAACUCGCAAAAUCCUGACAGGCCAAGUUCUAAAAGGUAACUUAUGCAUAAGUCAUACUAUGAAGCUGAAACUGGCUUAA